Molecule: messenger RNA, 717 nt
Organism: Cylindrotheca closterium
Lineage: Eukaryota; Bacillariophyta; Bacillariophyceae; Bacillariales; Bacillariaceae
Source: the annotation of a GenBank genome assembly
AUGUCAUCUCCCACCGAACCAAAGAUAGCAUCGAGCCUACAAGAGGGUUAUCAGCAUCAGCACACACCACCCAAUAUACUUCUCGCGGUCACUGGAUCUGUGGCGGCCAUCAAGUGUCCUGAAAUCGCUGUCCGUCUGGUGAAAGAAUGCAAGGCAAAUGUCAAGGUAUUACUGUCGCAAGGAGGAAAGAACUUUUGGGACAAGUCAAAAGGUUAUAAUGAGGAAUACUGGGAUUUAUUGUUGGAGGAGGUGAAUAAUAGUGAAUCUGUUUCAAUCAUUCAUGCCGACGACGAAUGGAAAGAAUGGAAUCAACUCGGUGACCCGGUCCUACACAUUGAUUUACGAGAUUGGGCCGAUCUAAUGCUGGUGGCACCCUUGUCGGCACACACUCUGGCCAAACUCGCUCAUGGAUUUUGCGACGACACGGUAUCUUGUGUUGUAAGAGCCUGGGAUUUUGGACACGGUAUUCGUCCAGGCAAACCACUCUUGUUGGCACCCGCCAUGAAUACAGCAAUGUGGCAACAUCCAUUGACACUCCAACAAUUGGAUACGAUAUGUGGCUUUUGGAAUUUCCAAGGGGAUAGUCGCAACGGAAUACAAAUUGUGGAACCUCAGGAAAAGAAGCUAGCCUGUGGAGAGAUUGGAAACGGAGCUCUAGCAUCUGUUGAUGUCAUUAUUGACGCUGUGCGGACUAGGUUUAACAUGAAAGAUAUAUGA